GGAUUGGCAGCAGGACAACUACUGCCCAGAUACACCACCUGCGUGGGUACAUCGUGGCAAACCUCACAACUACAACGUUGCUUACCGAGGCCGUGGUUGGAAUCACUCUCAAGGAUAUUUCAGUGGGGCACAUUCCAGCCGAGGCCAUCACAGAGGAGCUGAAAGAAAAGGUCGUACUAAAAACUCAUCCCGUUCCUCGUGCUUAAUCAAUAUGACGCCAAAUAAAAAGGGAAAUAAUUCUGAAAAAACUGGAGGACCAUCAGCAACACCAGAAUCUAAACAAGGGCAGAAGAAUUCAACAAGUUUGAGGAAAGAAACUGACACGUCCAAGGUGGAUUGGAAGUCCAGCAAAACCAUCAUGUCUGCAAAGGAUUUCAGUUUUCAUUUGCCCUCUGUUUCCUCAACAUGCCCACAGAGCAAGCCGGAAGUGCCAUCAAAGGAAAAAGAAGAAAUUGAGGUCAAGUUGGAAGGCAGUCCGACCUCUGAAGACCCUCCCAGCAAGACUGCUCCUUUGUCACCUGUGCAUUCUCCGUCCAAGACAGCAGCAGAAGGUCUUCCAGCCGCAGUAAAGGAAGAACCUGUGGUGGUGGAGUUGAAAGAUAGGCAGGCAGCUGAACAACCUCCCAGCCAGGCCUUACCUUUUCCAUCUGCUGAAGCAUCUAUAGAAGACCAGUCACCACUUGUGACCACAGAAGGCAUUCAUACUACAAAAAAGGAACUGCCUGUAUUGCUGGAAGCCAUCCCACCCAAAGACGAUUUCAGCCAUGUUGGCUCACCUCCCGCUGUAGAAAUACCAUUCCUUUCUGAGACCACAAAUGAUAAUCAUUCAGAAGGAAAGGAAGACAUUGAACUGAACCAAAUCACCAGCAGUCUUAAGAAUGAAGACCUCCCAAGUACCCUGAGUGAUGUUCAUGUUGUGCCUGUGCUGGUGAGAGAGAAAAAAUAUAAAAAGACCCAAAUCACCAGCAGUCUUAAGGAUGAAGACCUCUAUCAGUCCUCUGCUGUGCUAGCUGCUAGCUCCUCCAACCUCCCAAGUACCCUGAGUGAUGUUCGUGUUGUGCCUGUGCUGGUGAGAGAGAAAAAAUAUGAAAAGGCUGAAAAUGUAUGGGCACCUGAAGACCGUCAGGCGCCACCCUGCAACGUGAAUGAAGCUGGAAAGUGUCACAGAGUCUCUGAACACGACAGUGACUUGGUGCUCUCACAGUCCCCAUCUCACAGUCUCAUUUCCUGUGAUCAAAAAAGUGAUACUGAAAGAUGGCUGGAAUACUGUUCUAGUUCACCAAAGAACCAACACAGCAGUGAUUUGAGGCAUUCUAGUGCAAAUAGGACCUCAAGAGGGUUGCGUAUUCAUCGUUCAAGAUCCCCUCACAGACGAGAGCAAUCCCGUGGAAGCAGCGACUGGUCCCCUCGUUCACAAAAGGGCCAACACAGCAGUGAUUCACAGCAUUCUAGAGCAAGCCAUGCCUCAAGGGAACUGCAUAUUCGCCGUUCAAGAUCUCCUCACAGACGAGAACGAUCCCGUGGAAGCAGCAACUUGUCCCCUUGCAGGCAAGAACUUAACCCGAGAUUCCCUCAAAGCUAGAGGGCAGGGCUAGCUCAUCCGUAAGGUGGAAUGAGGCUGCUACCUCAGGCGGCAG
Podarcis raffonei (Aeolian wall lizard) is the source of this 1637-nucleotide messenger RNA. RefSeq lists its product as uncharacterized. NCBI's taxonomy places the organism in Eukaryota, Metazoa, Chordata, Lepidosauria, Squamata, Lacertidae. The coding region runs from base 212 to 1582 and encodes 456 amino acids. The record is from RefSeq and is a predicted model, not a curated record. The transcript has 12 exons.